CACCCAUCCAUCCUUUCUCCUCCCUACCUCCCGCGGUUCUCUCGCAAAACGCCCUCCAAAAUGGCCACCGACCUCCGCACCCUCCUCACCGAGCUCCACAGCAGCCUUAACGCCCACAACCUCGACAAAGCCACCACUCUCCUCUCACAAGCCAAGCGGACCCUGCUGCUGCAGAAUGCCCUGAUCCCGACCCCGACGUCCCCGCGCGACCUCCUCCCGCUGGCGCGCGAGAUCCUCGAGCUCGGCGCCCUCGCCUCAAUCCGCCAAACCGACGCCCCGGGCUUCACGCGUUACUACCAACAACUGCAGCCCUUCUACGACCUGGAACGCGAGGGACAACAACAAGAACAGACGAGCACCAGCAGCCAGCGGAGCAAGAUUACGGGACUGUAUCUGUUGCUGCUGUUGAGCAUGGGUGACAGCACGAGCUUCCACACCGUGCUGGAGGGGCUGGUGGAGGAGGCCAGUCUGCAGGGGCGGAGCGUCGAGGAUGAUCCCUUCAUCAAGUACCCUGUGGAGUUGGAGCGCAAUUUGAUGGAGGGGAGCUAUGAUAAGGUGUGGCGGGAGACGAAUUCGGAGAGGGUGCCUGGAGAAGAUUUUGGGUUGUUUUCGAGUGUCCUCGUGGGUACCAUCCGCAGCGAAAUCGCCGAUUGCUCCGAAAAGGCCUACCCCUCGUUGCCCAUCUCCAACGCCAAGAACCUGCUCUUCAUGGAUUCGGAGGGUGCGGUCAUCGAGUUCGCGCAGCAGAGGGGGUGGGUAUUGCGGGAUGGCCGCAUCUACUUCCCCGUUGAGCCGGAGGCGGCCGCCCGCUCGGAGAAGGAUAUCCUGGUCGCGAGUGGGACGAUUAUCGAGAAUGCCAUCGGGUAUGCACGCGAGUUGGAGACGAUCGUCUAGAUUGUCUUCUCAUCUGGUUGGGGGGUGUACUUAGACAAAGAUCAGCGAUUUGGGAGUUGUAUUGUCUACAUCAUAAUGAGAACCUAUUUAGAAUGCCCUUUCUAAAAAUCACGGCCGUU
This is a messenger RNA of Aspergillus saccharolyticus JOP 1030-1, 1013 nucleotides long. It is a transcript of the gene rpnL, whose product is annotated as proteasome regulatory particle lid subunit rpnL. The transcript is spliced from 2 exons. Gene Ontology annotation, biological process: proteasome-mediated ubiquitin-dependent protein catabolic process. Gene Ontology annotation, cellular component: proteasome regulatory particle; cytosol; proteasome regulatory particle, lid subcomplex. The record is from RefSeq and is a predicted model, not a curated record. NCBI's taxonomy places the organism in Eukaryota, Fungi, Ascomycota, Eurotiomycetes, Eurotiales, Aspergillaceae. Bases 61 to 894 code for a protein of 277 amino acids.